AAUACCCCUAUGGCUUUGACGUCAAUACACGUCAACCAGAGAACAUGAUGCCUCUUUGCAAGUCAACUCGUGUGCUCUCUAGCUGAUAGAGGCACCUCAAGCUGAAAUAUUAUAGCUCUAUUGUAUUGGAGAACGUGGUGUGACAGACCCCGGAAUCAGCAAAUGGCCUGCUUCGUAUCGCCCCACUGACGGAGAGUGUCGCCACACUGGGGUUCAAGCUGGCAGGGCGACACAGAAAUCAACUUUGUCUGUUUUUAAUGGACAAGCUUCGAGCGGCGGCGGCGGCGGCGGCGGCGGCGGGCGGUUUGUUUUCCUUUCGUCUUUAUCUGUAGCUGCCCAAGCAAGCCCGUGUGAGCCCCCCGUGUGUCCCCUGCUCGUCUGGCUACCUCCUACUCUUCCACAAACAGUCCCAGUUAGAACAGCAUGGUCAUGGCUGACAGUGUCCAAAAACCGCUGAUACGGGGUCCGGUCCGAGUGGGCUUCUACGACAUCGAGCGCACUUUAGGAAAGGGCAAUUUCGCUGUAGUGAAGCUGGCUCGACACCGCAUAACCAAGACCGAGGUGGCCAUUAAGAUCAUCGACAAGACCCAACUGGAUGCUGUCAACCUAGAGAAGAUCUACAGGGAAGUUCAGAUCAUGAAGAUGCUGGACCACCCCCACAUCAUCAAGCUCUACCAGGUGAUGGAGACAAAGAACAUGCUUUACUUAGUCACGGAGUAUGCCAAGAAUGGGGAGAUAUUCGACUACCUGGCAAAGCAUGGCCGUCUCAGUGAGCUAGAGGCCAGGAGGAAGUUCUGGCAGAUCCUGUCAGCGGUGGAGUAUUGUCACAACCGCAACAUCGUCCACAGGGACCUGAAGGCGGAGAAUCUGCUGCUGGAUGGCCACAUGAACAUCAAGAUUGCAGAUUUUGGAUUUGGGAACUUCUUCCAGCCCGGGGAACCUCUGGCCACGUGGUGUGGCAGCCCGCCCUAUGCUGCUCCAGAGGUCUUUGAGGGCCAACAGUAUGAGGGCCCACAGCUGGACAUCUGGAGUAUGGGGGUGGUGCUAUAUGUGCUGGUGUGUGGUGCGUUGCCCUUCGAUGGGCCCACACUGCCUGUGCUUCGACAAAGAGUCCUAGAAGGAAGGUUUCGCAUCCCCUACUUCAUGACUGAAGACUGUGAGCACCUGAUCCGCAGGAUGUUGGUCUUGGACCCAUCAAAGCGUCUGUCUGUGGCCCAGAUCAAGGAGCACAAGUGGAUGGCCCUGUACGUUCCCGUACAGAGGCCUGUUCUGUACCAGCAGCCUCUGUCUGCUGAGGGCGAGGCGGGUGUGGGAGAGUACAGUGAACAGAUCCUUCGCCUGAUGCACAGCCUUGGCAUUGACCAGCACAAGACAAUAGAGUCUCUGCAGAACAAAAGCUACAACCACUUUGCUGCUAUCUACUACCUGCUGGUGGAGCGGCUCAAGGCCCAUCGCUGCAGCUUCCCCGUUGAACAGCGGCUCGACGCUCGCCAGCGACGGCCCAGCACCAUCGCCGAACAGACUGUCGUCAAGUCGACCAGUGGUUCAGCCCAGGUGGGUAUGCUCCCGCAGGGCGUUCGUCUGUUGCGCCCCCCUGCUGUGCCCCAAGCCUCCUCCGAUGCUUUCACCUUCCCCCAGACUGCAUGUCCCCUGGAGCAGAAUUUCAUGGUGGAGGACGUCAACACGCCCAAAGUGAACGGCUGCCUGCUGGACCCCCUGCCUCCCCCCACUGUCCUCCGCAAGUCCUCCACCUCGUCGCCUAGCAACAUGAUGGAGACGUCAAUCGAUGAGGGCAUUGAGACUGAGGAACCUGACACAGAGGAUGAUCCGCCCCACCUGCUCUCGGCCUAUCAGACAGCUCGGUUCGGCCAGCGGCGACACACCCUCUCUGAGGUGACCAACCAGCCAGGGCCUUCGAACCAAGGUAAAUUAUUCACUCUAGGCCACAACCCCUCCAUGGGUAGCGUGGACUCAGACAUCGGCUAUGACAUGGGCUCCAUGCACAGCGACCUCGGUCUGCUGGAGGAUCCCCCCUCUCUCAGUGACGUGGUACCGGCCAACAGCUCUGCCCCCGGCGUCACCCCUACACCUUUUAUGAGCGCUCGGCCCGCCAACCCAGCAAUGGCCGCCCUGACUUCCCAGCAUAGGGAGGCGCACAAUCGCUCCCCCAUCAGCUUCAGAGAAGGACGCCGUGCCUCCGACACCUCCCUCACCCAAGGUCUGGUUGCAUUUCGACAGCACCUCCAGAACUUGGCAAGGACCAAAGGCAUCCUGGAACUGAACAAAGUCCAGAUGCUGGUGGAGCAGAUGGGCUCCGGGGAAGGGGCCGCCAUGGGUCCCCUGGGACCACAGCACCACUUGCACAACCUCCUGGAGGGUGAGGCAUCCAAGCAGCAGGAGGGCCUAGCUUUAUACCAAGGUGGGCCGCAGCCGCCUCUCCUGUCCCGCAGACAGAGUUUGGAGACACAAUACCUCACUCAUAGACUACAGGCCAACGUCUUGGCUAACAGUCCUGCUAGCUGCCAACUUUUCUGUAAGGAGACUCCUCGAAGUUUAGAGCAACAGCUGCAGGAACACAGCAGGCUCUACUGCUCUCCCAACAGACUGAACCAGAAGAGGAUGUACCUGCAACAGUCACAGGGCAUGGGGCUGCAGGCCUACUUCAACCAGAUGCAGAUAGCUGAAGGAUCCUACCCAACAGGCAGCCCUGCUCUGGACCCGGCAGCAUCUCAAAGUUCCUCACAGGGCCCCCCCAUGUCAGCUGCCCACCAGCCUCAGCCCCAGCAGCAGGGCAGUCCUCAGGCCUCACCUCCCUUCAGCCACCCCCACAGCCUGAGCCCCUUGAUGGAACCGGGAGAGGGCCUGGCUUAUGAUCCCUACAUGAGCCAUCCCCACUACACCCAACACCUGCCCCCUGGAUCUCACCUCCACCACCAGCUCCACCAUACCCAGCCGCAUGAAGCCUCUGCCAGCAGCCUGGGCUUCAGCUACCCUGCAGGCUGCGAGCAGCUGGUCCUGGGGCCUUCCACUGAGGUUCUUCACCUAGAGCAGUAUGAGUUCCCGCUGGACCCCACCUCGCUGCCCCCGCCCGCUCCUGGAGACGCUGAGGCCAGAGCCAUGGCCGGGAUUUUGGCCGGCCCAGUGCAAUCAGACGGCCUGGGCCUGCCUGAGCUGCAGACCUCCCUCCUGGACAGUGAGAUGAUGGAGACCGUGGACUCCCAGCAUGGCUUCGUACUGGUCAACUAAAGCCAGCUGAGGGGGUUAAUAGAAAGCAGUAUUAAGCAAUGAGAACCCACACUGCACUAAGCAGAGAGAAUGGAGAUAUAAGUGGAGGCCACUAGCGUAGCAACAGGGAAGGAGAAGUGUUAAUUUUUGCACGACUAAUACAAACUUAAUUUCUUAGUUGUGAUGAACCUCAAACAACCUUUCUACCAAAAUCCUCCCUUAGCCUACCUCCCUUUCUCCCUCUCCUCCUCUGUUCUCGUUCUCAUCAGCUCUGUGAGGCAGGAACAGGUCCGAUAUGUGGCGCAAUGUGAGCUUUCGCCGUGCUGACUUGGCAAGGCUGCCGUUGUCACGAACGUUGUGCCACCUGUGAGGACUGCGCCGUGCAGCCUGGCAGGAUGCUGCACAUCCUGGAGGCUGCCAGAGUGCAGCAUUUCACCUAGAAAUGGUUUGGAAGUGAACUAAUUUAGGACUGACUGACAGGCAACCAGAAGGACAAGGCUGGCAAUGCUUUUUGUAUUUAAAAUAGGACACCAUCGACAACAAUAGACUGGUUCUUAAAACACUUUUGUCCUUUUUUGUUAAUUUCAGUAGAUAACAACUGAACAAGAGAAAAAGGCCCUCAUUUAUCACGGUACCAUGGAUAUCACCGCAAAUUCAAGUGUUAAAAGUGUUUAUUGUCCACUUUAAAGAAAUUGUGUGACACACUAAUGUGAGCACAAAGGCUAACAUAAUAAUCAUAUUCAUGAGUGCAUAGGUUUCAACACUAACAUAUACAGUAUUCCUCCAAAAAACAACAGGUAACUUUUGUCAUUUGCCUAAACAAAUACUUUAAACAUGCCGAUUGAAGCACUAGGUUGGUGAGGAAUGCACCAUUUGUUGAGCUUGUGCUACAUCUGUGCUUUUAACAGCACUAAACUCUCUCCAAGCUAUUUUUAUAGUUAAUUGACUAAUGAAAAUAAUAGAUGUAACACAAUUCUGUAGCUGCAGUCUUAUGUGUAGGCUAUGUGAAAUAAAUAAUACAGUUUCUUUGUUUUCUUCAUGUUUUUUGAAACUUGUAACUACUGAAAUUGAUUUAUUUCUUACACUACUGAACAGCUUUUCCACCUUUCCAUCCGAUUGCACACACCUGGCAAGUUUGAUUAUACUCAAUAAGAUGAGGAUAAUUACCAGUUUUUGCCGGUGAAACGGCCACUCGUCUAUUUAACAGUUGAAUUGUGGGUCAUGUGUUUGCCUGAUAAAUGAGGGCUAAUGUAAUAAAUGUGUGUUUGGUUGAGAAGUAGCGGUGUUAGACAGUCAAUAUUAUUCUAUUUUUGUGGCAAUACUGAAGCAAUAUUAAUCCUUGAUGUUGAGGGAUUAUGAAUGGAAGCCUCACCUGUACAGCCAACUCUGAUUGGUUUCCGGGGACCUCUGAGUCGUCAGCAGUGACGUCACUUGAGCUGAUGAUGUAACCAGGAGAUAAUCAAACUCACUCACUCACUCUGGAAGUGCAGAGACAAGCCUGGAGAGAGAGAGAGAGAGAGUGUGUGUGUGUGUGUGUGUUUCAUGUUCUUAUAUCCUGGUGGGGACUUUAACCUGAAUGCAUACUAACCUAUGGGGACUUGUGUCACCGUAGGGACAAAAAUUGAGGUCCCCAUGGGUAGAGACUGCUUUUUGAGGGUUAAGACUUGGUUUUAGGGUACAGGUUACAGUUAGGUUAAGGUUAGGGUAAGGGUUAAGGUUAGGCAUUUAGUUGUGAUGGUUAAGGUUAAGGUAAGGGGCUAGGGAAAGCAUUAUGUCAAUGACUGUACCCCACGGGGAUAGUGAAACAAACGUGUGUGUUUGUGAGUAUGUUUGAGUGUGAUUGUUUGUUUGCACAAUUCUUACUUCAAAUUUUCUGCAUCCAUAACAUUUGUCGUCAUUACUGAGAGGAAAAAAACACUGCAUUGACGUCUCCAUUCAAAAUAACAACAACUGUGUUUUUCCCUCAGUGCACAGUUGAAGCUUUUUGGUUAAUUCUGGUUUACAUCCUCAAUGCUCCAGUCAUGCCUCUGUGUUGUUUUAAUGAUGAAUCGUGUUUAUAAUAAUGGAACGACCCCUUAAAGAUUCCUUGCAUUAGAUUUCAUGAAAGAAUGUUUCCUCUCUGACGUUGGGGCUGCUGUGAGACGAAGACCAGCAGAACGUCAGUCACCUGACACUGGAUUUUGACUGCAGGCUCACCACCGACAGCAAGCCAGCAACAAGAUGAGAGUUUUUUUGUUUUUGUUUUUACAGCACUUAGACUGUGUUCAAUCUACUUGAAGCACACAGAUGUAUCUUCUCUGACAGAUGAUGAUGAUUUUUUUUUUUUUUUUAAAAACUACUUUUCAUUGGAAUAACAGGACAGCGAACAUCAGAGGGUUGAGAUAAGAUUAUUGGACAGUGACCAUCUGCCAGACCACGUAACCUUCAGUGAUAUUGGGUUAAACUGUGGGAGUGUUUGAAGUCAGAUUAGCCUUCAGACAAGACAGUCACCCUCAGUCUGCAGACUGGACUGAGCAGAUAUCUUAGAGUUCACAAUCAGACUCUCGAGUACAGAGGUGGUUUGACUAGGAGUCUUUAUAGUUGCAGUUAACAGUCUUAAAUGAUGGCUAGAAAAUGUGGACCAACUGUGGUUGCAGUCCUGUGCAAGACUUAAAGGAAAAAUCCACCCUAAAAUGCUUUUAACACUGUUUUAUAAAAGAUUAGGCCUGCAACUAAAGAUCAAAUUAUCUGCUGAUUAUUUUCUUGCUUAAUCAAUUAGUUGUUUAGUUGCUACAAAAUAGUGAAAAAUGCCCAUCACAAUUUCUCAGGCCCCAAGCUGACAUAUUCAAAUGGCUUGUUUUGUCUAACAAACAGUCCAAAGAUUAAGAUUAAGAUUAAGAAAACUGGCAAAUUUCUGUCACUUUUCAGCACUUUUGCGUCACCGUUUUGCUCUCACAUUUAACAGUCAAAAGGCAGAGAUAUUUGUAACUCCAGCAACAAUGGCCUCAAUAGACCAGAAUACACUGCAGCCACAAGACGUUGCAAAACAGGUCUUGUGGUUGCAUUAAUAGUUCCACCCUAAAAUUUACAAACUACUUUGUUAGCUGGAUAUGUUUAUAUGGUCAUAUGCCCACAUUUUAUUGACAGAAAUAAGCUCACACCCAGUUUGUGGGUCAUGUUGAAAAUGUCCUUUUAGAAAAAGAAGGAACUCAAGUACAAGAGCAUGAGGCAGGUUCAACAUAAAAUAACAAUUCUGGAGUUUACAUUAAAUGGUCAAUACAGGGCAGUAUAAAGAGUAUUAAAGGGUGGAUUUGGCCUUUAAGUGAACAUUUUGAUGAUUGUGUUCUUUCAUUUUGUCAAUGGUCAGGCUAGAACAGCCACAGGAUGAUCUGUGGAAGUAGAAUACUGGAGCACUUUGACAACGAGGGGAAGAAGAGAUGUAGCGAGAGAGGAGGAGGUGAUUGUGGUGGAGGUGGAAAAUGUUUGUAUUGCUCUGCUGUUUCCUGGCAGAUGAAACAAACCGCAAUCUGUAGGAAACACCUUUUCUCCUCUCUCUUCCCCACCAAUAAUGGACACAAAACAAAUGUUUCUUUCAAAGAAAGACCAGACACAGUAACACUUUAUCUGAUUGUUGAUUUGAAUCCAAAAAAAGUAUCACUCUUCCGUUUACGAUGAGUGUUUUUUGUACAAAUUAGAGGUGUAGUGAAUCUUCAGUGUGCGCUCAAGUUGCACCGAGGUGAAUUUUGUGUUGAACGUGAAAAAGUGUUCAGUGUGCCUUUUACUUUUUUCAGUCUAAAUUAAGAUUUUGGAUAGCGCCAUUAUUUCUGUUUGGACCCUUUUUGUCAUUUAUUUUAUUAUUACUUUUUUUCUUUUCGGUAUUUUUUCUUCUUCCGAAAGUAAGUAGAGCCAGGUUUUACAAAGGUACAAAACCAAAGUCCCUCAGAAGUUUCCCUGUACGACCCACCGUGUGGAGUUUUGGAGCUUCUUUGUCAGCUUCUCUACAGUGCUUUUCUCUUGUUGGUCAAUCAGUGUAUGCCAUUUAAAAGUAUUAUAGCAAUAUUUCUCUAGUUGAAGACUAAAAGUCAUGAAGAUUCUAGUGGACGUGUUUCCAAGUAUCAUAAUUUCACCUCCUGCUGAUAAAACAAAAACAUCAAUGUAUCAAUAGAAAUCCAGUUUUAUAUUUACCUUCAUUGAUGUUGACCACACAUAAGCUAACUUGCUGUUGAGAUUAAAAAAGGUUUAUUGAACAUAAA
This is a messenger RNA of Siniperca chuatsi (mandarin fish), 7457 nucleotides long. It is a transcript of the gene sik2b, whose product is annotated as salt-inducible kinase 2b. Gene Ontology annotation, cellular component: cytoplasm. The record is from RefSeq and is a predicted model, not a curated record. Lineage: Eukaryota; Metazoa; Chordata; Actinopteri; Centrarchiformes; Sinipercidae. The transcript has 15 exons. Bases 424 to 3246 code for a protein of 940 amino acids. Gene Ontology annotation, biological process: intracellular signal transduction; protein phosphorylation; microtubule cytoskeleton organization. Gene Ontology annotation, molecular function: protein serine/threonine kinase activity; ATP binding; tau-protein kinase activity.